AUGAUCGGCAAGCGUAUAUUUGUAAGCGACAUUCCUUAUAGGAUUGAAGGCAAGAUUGGUCAUGGUCUGCACAGUAUUGUGUAUGGUGCUCGUGAUCUCUACAGUGGCGAAUAUGUAGCUAUUAAAAUUAUAAGUUUUGCUUCUGGAUCAGCAUCAAAUCAACAAGUAUUUCAGAAAGAACUUGAUAUGCUUUUAUAUUUACAAGAAUUAAAUUCGUAUGUUAUUCGUGUAUUUAAUUAUGAUUAUAACGAACGUUAUGGAGUCAUUGUUAUGGAAUAUGGUAAAACACUGCGUGAUACUUUCGUAUCAUACGUUAUAAGUGGUACACGAAUGCCACCAUCUCUUAUUCGUUCGUUUUGGUCACAAAUGAUUCAAGCUAUUUAUUAUAUGCAUCAAAUUGGAAUUGUACAUGCAGAUUGUAAACCUGAAAAUUUUAUUCAAGUUGGUCCAGGUGGAACAAGCUUACGACUUAUUGAUAUGGGUAUCAGUUUUCAAUUGCCGUCAAAUAUGACUAGUCGUUUACAUACUGCUGCUGGAACACCAGAUUAUGUAUCUCCAGAAAUGGUUAAUGCGCGAGCCGGUUUAGGUUCUCAAUCAAAAUAUGGUUAUAAAUCUGACAUAUGGGCACUUGGUAUUAUUCUAUUUGAAAUGACAUUCGGUUUUCGACCAUUACAAAAUUUAGGUGGUAAUAGAACCAAGUUAACUUUUCUAGCCCGACUAACAACAAGAGAUAUCGUCGUACCUAACCAUCCUGAUACAGAUCUGUACGAUAUAAUUAGAUGGUGUUUAAGAUCCAAUCCUCGUCGACGUCCAACUAUUGAACAGAUAUUGAAUCAUCCAUAUUUGACAAGAAAACGCUAA
Molecule: messenger RNA, 861 nt
Organism: Rotaria socialis
Lineage: Eukaryota; Metazoa; Rotifera; Eurotatoria; Philodinida; Philodinidae
Source: the annotation of a GenBank genome assembly